AUGAUGGACGUUCAAAUAACGGUGACACCGCCGUCAAAACCUCGUCAGAAUCCGUUCAACUCGAUCUUCCGUCAGAAGAGACAAGCUCUACCACCGUGGUGUGUCUGCGAGCCACCCAGGAUCACAUGUCCACCAGGACCACCUGGUCCACCUGGCCAGCCUGGACAGCCUGGUAACCCUGGUCCUCCUGGUCAGCCCGGAAGAGAUGACAUGACUGUCUACGCUCCCAUUCACUGCCCAGCUCCUGAUCGUUCUUGCAUCAGAUGUCCGCCGGGACCUCAAGGACCGCCUGGACCCGAUGGACCUCCAGGACAUCCAGGAAUGGACGGCAGACCAGGAAACCCUGGCCCUCGCGGAGAGAAUGGCAAACCGGGACCACAAGGUCCCCCAGGAGACGGAGGAACUCCAGGACAUCCUGGAAUGGAUGGGCGACCUGGACAACCCGGUCAGGACGGACGCAAAGGCGUUGGACGGCAAGGAAUGCCUGGAAUGCCUGGAGCACGUGGAGAACCCGGCAAAGCGGGAGCUCGUGGAAACGAUGGUGCACCGGGUACACCUGGACACCAGGGACCACCUGGACUUGCGGGAACUCCCGGAAACAAGGGCAUGGACGGCCAACCGGGAACCGCCGGAAUGCCUGGACGUCCGGGAAGAGACUCCACCUACUGUCCUUGUCCUCGCCGCAGUAUGGCGCUCACGAAGAAGAAAAAACUCUGA
Molecule: messenger RNA, 717 nt
Organism: Ostertagia ostertagi
Lineage: Eukaryota; Metazoa; Nematoda; Chromadorea; Rhabditida; Trichostrongylidae
Source: the annotation of a GenBank genome assembly